GGAAAGAGCUGGCGGUGCCGGGGCGGGCGCCUCCAGGCCACGAGAUGUUCGCCAUCCAGCCAGGGGUAGCUGAGGGGGGCCAGUUGCUGGGGGGCCCACCUCCUGGAGUAUGCCAGCCCGAGUUUCAUCCAGAUAGCAACUCCAACUUCAUGGCGAGUGCCAAGGACGCCAAUGAGAAUUGGCAUGGGAUGCCAGACCGAGUGGAGCCCAUCCCGAUGAGGAGAUCUUCCGAGUUGCCCUCUGACAACCAGGCCUUCCAGGACCCUGGACUCCCUGAGGGGGAGCUCCGCAGCCCACCAGAGGGAGCAGAGAUCCCCAGAGCUGAGCCUGAGAAGAUAAGUGGUACCGGCACAAUCUGCUCCCCUCUGGAGGACAAUGGCUAUGCCAGCAGCUCCCUAAGCAUUGACAGCCUUAGUAGCAGCCCUGAGCCUUCCUGUGGGACUCCUCACGGCCCUGGGCCUUCAGAUCCCCUUCUGCCCUCGGUAGCCCAGGCUGUGCAGAAGCUGCAGGCUCAAGAGCGCUACAAAGAGCAGGAGAAGGAGAAACACCACAUGCACUUGGUGAUGUACCGCCGCCUGGCCCUGCUCCAGUGGAUCCGAGGCCUGCAGCAUCAGUUGGUUGACCAGCAGGCCCGCCUUCAGGAGAGCUUCGACACCAUCCUAGACAACCGAAAGGAGCUUAUCCGCUGUCUCCAACAUAAGGCAGCACCGUCCAGGCCCUAGGACCAGGAUUAAGAGUGUGCCUCUCUGGGUAUUUGUAUGUAUUUGCAGGCAUGUGUGAGAUUGUGUACAAGUAUAUGAUUAGCUGGUAUGAGUGCAGGUAAGCUUAAGUGAGUAUGUAUGUGCUAACAUGUGCCAGGCAUCAGCUUAUGUGUGCUGUAUAUAUACACAGCCUUAAUUAUGUGCAGGCCUGUGUGAGUGUGUCCAUCUAUAUAUGUAUGGUAUGUAUGUAAGAGAGUAAUAACAUUUUGGUUAGCUUACUUUAUUGUAAGAAUACAGUGUAUAACUCAUAUAACAUACAAAAUAGGUGUUAAUCGACUAUUUAUGUUAUCCAUAAGGCUUCCGGUCAGCAGCAGACUAUUAGUAGUUAAGUUUUUGGAGAGUCAAAAGUUCUACAUGGAUUUUCGACUCUUUCAGGGAUCGACACUCCUAAAACCUUUGUUGCUCAUGGGUCAACUGUACAUACAAAAGAAGUGUGUGCCAAUGAGUAGGCUUGAAUGUUGAGGCUUGUGGUGGGUGUAUGUGAGUGAGCUCUUGUCUGUGUAGGCCUAUAAAUAGGGGUACAUGUGUGCUGGUGAGGCCUGGGAAGUGUAUAUUAGGAACAUGUAUUUGCAGGCAGACUCCUGAGCAAGGGUAUGCAAAUAUAUAUUCAGUUGCACAUGUGGGGCAUCCGUCCACACCCUAUGUUACCCAUGACCUGCUGUAGCUUUUUUUCUCCACAGGGCCCCACUGCUCCCUGGAAAGAGGGUCUCUUGGGGUUUCCCAGGCCACCCCUCCUUCCCCUUCCCCUCACUCUUCCUAGAUUUUGCUCUGCUAAGGCUGUUGUCCCUGACCAUGGAUUUGCUGUAGAUGGUAGCCGCUUUGGCCUGUCAAGGCUUUUUGGCUGCAAUUUUGCCAGAGCAGUUGGUAGAGAAUUAGGCAGGGGAGCUGGGGGUGGUGAUUGACACGAUGGCAGGAAUGGGGGUGGCAUCAGAGAAGAAGACAGGGACUGUCUCUCUUGAACACUGCCUCCCAGCAUGUGGGAGAUGGGGAUGUGGAGAUGAUCACGGUAGAACCCUGUGAAAAAUAGGAGUUGGGGAAUUCUUAAAUGCCAGUUCCAAACAAACCACAAACCAGCUCCUCUCCACUGCAAAGGAGCUGUUACAGACCAUACUGAUUUAAGCUUCUGAUGAAAAGAAAUGUGUCCUAAUAAGCUUGCAAGGAAUGGACAAGGUGUUCCCAGGCUGUUGGGUAAAAUCUCGCUUCUGUCUCUGUGCCUCUACUUGCUGUGCCUCUCUGGAUUUAGCAGCACUGGAUGUUGAAUUAGUUUGGUUCCUUUCCCUGAAAUCAGACUGCCUGUGCCAGGAGGAACCACAGUUCUUUCAAGAGUGGGCAGGGGGCAGGGUCAGCCCUACCCCUGUAAACUCUUAGGAUGCUGAGUCAUACCCCCUUUCAUCACUGAAUGGCCCUCUAAAUGGGAGUUGACAGGCUCCAGCAGAAGCUCUGUGAGGUGGAGAGCUGGUAAAUUCUGGAGAGAGCCAAAGACUAAGGUAGCCAAGCUCUCGGUUUUGCUUCUGGGAGCCAAGAGGUUGCAAGAUCCUAAAUGGGUGAGCAGUGGCAUGGAGGUCACUGAUCCUACCUCUGGCUCUCAGUCUUCCUAUCUGUAAAACGUGGGAGCUCUUUCCAUCUCUAGGUGGGUGGGUGGGUGAAAGCAAUGGGAAGUGAGGCUGAGACAGUGACCCUGGGGACUUGUGUCUAGCUCUUGCAUGUUGAGUCUGAACCAAGAUGAAUAAACUGGAGCAGAGAAAUGCA
Molecule: messenger RNA, 2510 nt
Organism: Myotis davidii
Lineage: Eukaryota; Metazoa; Chordata; Mammalia; Chiroptera; Vespertilionidae
Product: chromosome unknown open reading frame, human C1orf216
Exons: 2
Coding region: 45-722 (225 amino acids)
Source: RefSeq, a predicted model, not a curated record